CUAUGAAAUCUAUGGUAACCACCAUUUUGUUAAUUUUGAUUGCGUCUGUUUUGUCGGCAGGCGGCUAUCGUGUCGAUUAUAGUUUGCAGAAAGUGGUUUUCGCUCGCGUACAUAAGAUCACAAAAAGGUCUUUGAUUUUAUUUAAGCAUAAUAAGUGAUACUGAAGUUAACGAAUCAAUAAAACGUUGCUAUUUCAUAAUUACUUGUGAUGAGUUCUCGACACCGUGAUAGGAGCAGAUCUCGUUCGAGAGACCGUGAUCGUCAUAAAGAUCGUGAUCGCGAGAAGAACAGAGACCGGGAUAGGGACCGCGACCGCGACAAGGACCGGGAUAGAGAUCACGGUCGUGAUAGAGACCGCGAUAGGGACCGUGAUCGUGAUAGGGACAGGGAUAGGGAUAGAGAUCGCGAUAGAGACAGGGACCGGGAUAGGGAUCGUGAUCGAGACCGCGACAGGGACCGCCGUCGUUCCAAAAGGGAUAAAGAUCGAGAAAGGAGCAGAAGUAGAGACAGACAUAAGGACAAACGCCGCAGCAAGAGUCGCUCUCGAAGCCGCAGUCGAGGCAGGAAGUCUAAAGAUAGAGAUGGCACCAUCGCAUUACUGGACCAAAUGGUCGGUACAACAACCAAGGCUACAGCUCGGCCCGUGAUAAAUAAUGUCACUGCAUUGAACCCUGCCGCUCAGGCUGCCAUCAUGGCUGCGGCUGCUGUUGCCCAGCGCCGCGCGGGAGCCGGCGUGCAGCCCGCCGCCGCCGCCGCCGCCGCGCUGUCCGCCGCCGCCGCCGUGCCGCCGCCCACCUCCGUGCAGCAGAAGCUGGAGCUGUUGCAGGCCAAGCAUCGGGACCGCGACCACCACCCCGAUGACGACAAGGACGACGGACUGGGACCGCCCGGCGAGACGGCGGCGGAGCGUCGCGCGCGGCGGCGGCGCACGCGCUGGACGGGCUCCGAGCACGACAAGACGUUCAUCCCCGGCCUGCCCACCGUGCUGCCCUCCACCCUCACCAAGGACCAGGAGGAACAGUACCUGCUGCAGCUGCAGAUCGAGGAGGUCAGCCGCAAGCUCAGAUCCGGCGACCUCGGCAUUCCGGCCAACGUCGAAGAGAGAUCACCAUCGCCGGAGCCCAUAUACUCGACGGACGGCAAGAGGCUGAACACCCGCGAGUACAGGACCAGGAGGAAGCUUGAGGAAGAGAGACACAGGCUGGUGCAAAGGAUGCAGCAGGUCAACCCUGAGUUCAAACCUCCGCCCGACUACAAGCCGCCGAUAAUAAGGGUGCACGACAAAGUGAUGAUACCCCAGGAGGAGCACCCCGAUAUCAACUUUGUCGGACUCCUCAUCGGGCCGCGAGGGAACACUCUUAAAGCGAUGGAAAAGGAAACCGGAGCCAAGAUAAUAAUCCGUGGGAAGGGCUCGGUGAAGGAGGGCAAGGUCGGGCGCAAGGACGGGCAGCCGCUGCCCGGGGAGGACGAGCCGCUGCACGCCUACAUCACCGCCACCAACGCGGACUGCGUCAAGAAGGCCGUCGAGAAGAUUAAAGAAGUGAUCCGCCAAGGCGUGGAGGUGCCGGAAGGUCAGAACGACCUCCGCCGGAUGCAGCUCCGCGAGCUGGCGCAGCUCAACGGCACGCUGCGGGAGCACGACGCCGCGCGCUGCGCCAACUGCUCCGCCACCGACCACAAGACCUGGCUCUGUCCCGACAAGCCCAACGUCACCUCCGCCAUCGUCUGCUCCUCCUGCGGCGGCGCCGGGCACAUCGCCAGGGACUGCCGCGCCCGCAGACCCGGCCACCACCAACCCGAUAAGGCUAAGAUAGAUGAGGAGUACAUGUCGCUGAUGGCGGAGCUGGGCGAGUCCGGGCCGCCCGCCCCCUCGCCCCGCGGCUUCGCGCCCGCACCCCGCGCGCCCCCGCGCCCGCCGCCCCCCAUGUACGCGCACGCCGCCCCGCCCCGCGCCAUCCUGCCGCCGCCCCCGCCGCCCGCGCCCUGGAUGGGAGUCGGGAUGCAGCCACCGCCGCCCGGCGCCGGCCCGCCGCCCUUCCACAUGAGCGACAAGAUGCCGGGGCCGCCCGGACCCCCCGGGCCCAUGCCGCCCCCUCCACCAGGUAUGAUGGGUCCUGGACCGUGGCGCGGGUUCGGUCCCAGCCCGCCGUGGGGAGGCCCGCCGCCCCCGCCCGCCUUCCUCGCCCCGCCGCCGCCCCCCCCGCCCGUCUCCUCCUCGUAGACCUGGCGCCACACAACAUCGACGUGUCUGCGGCCGCCAGCGCCACGGCGAUCGUUCUGAUUGUCUACGCAUACUCUGCGAUAGAUAUAUUAAUGUUUCAAUUACUUACAAAAUUAAAUGAAAGUGCAUAUUUCGACAAUUCAAUUCAACACAAGAAGUAUCAUUCAAUUGUACUAUAUUUAAUAUUUUAUCUUUCAAAUGAACUGUUAAAAACACUUAGAAAUGAAUUUUGUAAAAAAUUACCUUUUAAAGCAGUGAUGAGGUAACGGAAAGCAAUAAAAUGAUUACUAAUGUGAAA
This is a messenger RNA of Bombyx mori (domestic silkworm), 2519 nucleotides long. RefSeq names its product splicing factor 1 (gene SF1). The transcript is spliced from 14 exons. NCBI's taxonomy places the organism in Eukaryota, Metazoa, Arthropoda, Insecta, Lepidoptera, Bombycidae. Gene Ontology annotation, cellular component: nucleus. Gene Ontology annotation, molecular function: zinc ion binding; mRNA binding. The coding region runs from base 209 to 2221 and encodes 670 amino acids. Gene Ontology annotation, biological process: regulation of mRNA splicing, via spliceosome. The record is from RefSeq and is a predicted model, not a curated record.